UAAAUUGUGAGGGUCUGGGCUGCUUCUGGGCUGCGAGGGCAGUCAUGCAGUGAUGAACAUACACUAAUAAUGUAAGCUGUAAACAGCAGUUCAAUAACCUAACAAGAAGGAUACGUAAUUUACUUCUUUAGGUCCUUUGGUUCUUUAGGUCCUUAUGCCUUCCUUUUGGCUUAGAAAAAUCAAAGCUCUGUAUUUGGGGUUAGUCUUACCUCCAUUUUUUUUCUGCUGUGUUUGAAUAAAACAAAUAUUAGAAGGAAACACAUCUAGGCUAGUUAAGUACCAUGGGUCUCUCAGAGCCGAUUUUGCUUUGGGACCUUUGUCGUGCCCAGCCCAGAAAAUUCACUCCCUCUCCCACCCCCCAACCCCCGGGCUAAUAUUAUUGCUCCCGAAGUCUUCUUUCCUCCCACUAUUGAGCUAAGGUGGUCGGGGACGUGGGAUGGCCGAGUUCUUUUUCGGGGACAAGGCAGACCAGGUUGGGGGCACGGGCUAGCAGUGUUCAGGUGCUCAGCGGGCAGCGCUGCGCGCUAGGAGUUGACCGAAGUGAAUCAACUUCAAUUCUCAUGUGAGGCAACAGGGGCCUGACGGAGGAUCCAGUUCCAGCUACCCACAUUCCUGACACACUAUGAUGUGCCUGAGUGGGUGUCGUCGGCACAGGGACGGGAGCGCGUUUGGGUAAGGGGUUCCGAAUUUGGAGUGCGACAGACCUGGUUCCAACAGAGCUCGGCUACUCGGCGGCCGUGAGACCUCGCACGCUCGUCCUCUCGAGCCCUCCCCCGGUCUCCUCCUCGCUCGGCCCGCCGCGGCGCGAGGCGUCGACGCGCCGCUCCGCAAGCCUGCGGCCGGACGCCCAGGAAGCCCCGAGGCCGGGAUGGGUGCCGCGCCGACGCCCCCUGGCGGCCGGCUCCCCGCCCUCGCCGGCCCGCGCCCAACGCUCGGCUCCUGGACGCCGGCGGCCGGAUGCCCUGCGUCCGCACCGUCCUCUGCCUCCUGGCGGCUCUGGCUGCCGGUGGCGCCGUCGCCUUCCUCGGCUACUGUGUGUACUUCGACCGGAAGCGGCGUGGAGACCCCGCGUUCAGGCGCCGCCUGCGGGACAUUAUGGGAUCCAGCAAAGAAUGAAAAAUUGCAAGAACUUUUUCUGCAAGAGGUACAAAUGGGAGAACUUUGGUUAUCCAGAGGAGACCAUCGAUUGGGGGUUGAACAUCUCAGCAAUGCCCUUUUAGUGUGUGGACAACCAGAGGAACUUCUGAAGGUUUUCAAACACACACUCCCUCCUAAGGUAUUUGAGAUGCUGUUGCACAAAAUUCCCCUUAUUUGCCAGCAAUUUGAGACAGACAUGAAUGAACAGGAAUACUUGGAGGAUGAUCGUGAUUGAAAAACAUUUCAACGUAUCCACCGUCCAGUCAGCAUACUAUGGUACUAUAUAUAGUAUAAACAACUGCUCAGUGAUAUUUCCAUUUAUUUUACUUUUAGUAAUAAAAAAUUUUUUCUAUCUCAUACAUGAUUGAACACAUUAUUUUGCUUUUAAAAUUAACAGUCACAAUUGAAGAAACAAUGGUUUAUUUAUCUAAUGAAGUUACCAAGCUGCUGAAUCUUAAGGCCUCAACAAAUGUUGCAUCUUAUUAUUUUGAUUGAACAAUAAGACCUUCUAUUUUGAUUAUUCAUGGUAAAUAGCAAUUUUGUUUCUCUAGUUGUUUCCCACUUGCCAGACAGUCAUGACAGUUUAACAUGGUGGCUACUGCUUUCAGGGGAUUCCAUCAGAUGAAUCCUCAUUUCCAUCACAACAGCUGCUGGCAAUGUUUCAUCUAAAGUCCAGCCAUCAGGACUCCUCUAUCGUGGUUGGCCAAGGAGUCCUGCUUUGGCUGCCAGGGCUUCAUUCUGCUGAAUAUGAUAUUCCUGAAAUCUCAUGGAUAUUCUUUGUGUCAUUUUUAAAUAUUUCUGUAAGCAAUGUUCUGAACAGGUGGUCUAGAAAUAAAAAGAGAAGAUCCAAGAGGCAACACAGAAAUAUUAAUGUUUUUAAACAAUGCAUGUAUUUUUACAUAAACAACCAGUGGGUGCUUUCCUUUUCUUUGAAUAUAUGAGAACUAAGUGGUAUUGAGUAGUGAGUGAUCAUAGCUUUCAAUUGUUAACAGUUUCAUCCAUUUACAAAAAUUAAUAUAUACUGAAUGCCUACUAGUUUGUAAGCACUAAAAACAAUGGUAAUGUCCCUGCCUUUUGCAUAUCUCAUUCUGAUUGUUAAAACAUAGGCCCAGUAGUUUGUUCCUUUUUAAUGAGAAGCUCCAUUCCCAAUAUUCUUAAAUUUCAACACUUCUUUUUAACAAGAAUAUUAUACUUAGCAUUUUUCAAACUUUGUCAUUUAUUUAACAAGGACUUACUGAUUGCUAGUUAUAUGUUCUUGGCAUGAAUGAAUAUCACUUUCAGCCAAUAUAUAAAUGUUUUGAUGAGGGUGUUAAAAGUUACGACUUCUGAGAGGAUUACGUUUUCAGAGUCCACCUAUGCAAUAUAAGCCACCAAAUUUAAGCUCUGCUUUUUCCAAAAUUAACCUGAAUUCUCAGGGUCAAGUUUCUCUAGCCAGGCCAUCUUGACUGAAAGCUAAUUAGUAAGAAUCUUUGCCAUGGAACAAUAAUUUAGCAAGCCCCAGGCAUCUUAGCUAAAAAAACCAAAGUCUGCCAUGGUACGGUAGGACUGUCAUAUUAAAUUUGGGAUCAUUUAACUCAAGGCCAUGGGUCUCGACUGCUUCAGUUCCUCUGAGCAAUGGAACAUAAAACCACAUUCCUGUAAUAACUAGGAACAAGCGAAAUGGUGAGGGGGGAUCUCAUUUCUAUUGUUUAUGACAAGCUUUCAGAGUUUUUAGUGGGCAGUGCUUUUCAUACCUCUUCAGGUUUUACUUCUCUUGUUGUGAAGUCUUUAACGCAGUCCAAAAAGCAGGUUUCUGUAAGUUUAUUGUAGGUUCCAAGAAAUUCUUUAAACUACGAACAAAUCAGAGCAUUCUUUAAUAUUUGGUUUUUUAAAACAAAGAUGUUUUGAAACUUUAAUUACUGAUGUUUUGUAUUUGGGCAAAAUACCCUGUUAUACUUGAACUAAAAAAUUCUUUCCUUCACUCAGGUGGGUAUAGUAUGACCUGUAGAGUAUGAUCUAUAAAACAUAGUCAAAUUUUCUAGUUAAAUAUUUUUUUUUGCAUUAUCUGUCAAAUUAUCUGAAAAAAAAAAUGUUUCAUAUGAUUUAAAAUCCAUUUUUGGAAAUGAAAUUUGAAGUUAUUUUGUGAGAUCACUGACUGACAUGGUUGCACCCAGAAGUGCCUUAAAUUUUUUGCAAAAUUCUUUUUCAUUAAUUGUAAUACCUUACCUGUUUUAUCUGAUCAGAUUCUGGUAUUUGUGCAGCCAUAUUCUUUUGAUAUGUUUAUUAGUCACCUAAUUUAAAAAUUAAGGAAAAGUUAGUCUGUGAACAAAUAUUUUUUGGCUCACUGAAGAGUUAGGUAUUAAAACAAAUACAGGUUAUUAAAAGAAAUGAAACGAAGUUUACCUGAAAUUAUUUUCUUUAUUUUAUAAAUUUCUAAUGGGGUAUGUAAUUAUAUCCAUCCUCCCAGGUCAUUAAUGGCAACAAGGAACGCUAUAGUUUAGAAUUAGAUUUUUUUAAUGCUGGCCAUGGGCCCUGUUUAUCUAAAUCUCGUUUUAAGACAGCUUGCUUUGCUACCUUGCAAAGUCACUUGCCACAGCCUCAUUCCUAGUAGUUUUAAGGGAAACCAAGAGAUCUCUGAUGUCUUCUUCAAGUACAUAACUAUUCCACUGGUUCCUAAUGUAACUCUGAUCUAACAUAACAGCGAUCCUUCUGUUAUCUCUACAUAAAUACACAGCUUCUAUUAAUUGUUCUUAAGCACCAUCCAUUUAUAAAUCAACAACUGUAAUGAAAGAUACUCCGUUUUCUAAAAGACUUUAAUGGAAGUACAGGAGUUGUACAUUCUGUAAUUCAAAAAGUGUAAUCACAGAGACUUAUUAGAAACUUUUGAACCUAUGACACUUGUGAUCUAACUUGGGGGCAACAAAGAAGUGAAGAUAAGUCAAAAAAGCCUUUCUGAAUUAUUAGGAUUUUCACAUUGUUAAAUGGAGAGCCCAGACUCAGUUAAUCCAGAUAUAACAACGUAUCCCAUUACUUACUUGUUCUAUUCUGGCUAGUUCUACAAUAGAUGAACAUCUCAUAUGAAAGAUUUAUAUAAAAUAAAGCUUUUUAAAAGUAGAAAUUAAACAGCAUGAAAAGGGAAGAAUAAGCAAAUACUAACCAUGUAUACUGUAAACUAACAGAACUUCUAGGCAUUAUAUUUAGCUUUGAGUUUUCUGAUACUGAAUGCAAACAUGAUAAACCGAAAGUGUGUAUCAUUCUUAUAGACUUGUCAAUAUCUCAAGUGGCUGUGAAAAGCAGGAAAUUUUCAUGAAGCUUAUAUGGAGAUAAAACUAGGAAAUUUCAGCACAGGACAAAGUGUACAUUACUAUCAUGAAAAAAAAUUUUCAUUUUGAUUAAUUAAUACAAUCAGUAGUAAUUCCAUUGCAGCAUUUCCAACCACGUAUACACCUGCUCCUCUUUUGCAUUUAUUCUUUACUCCUCUUUUUUCCUUAUCCUUAAGUUCCUAUUACUGACAUUUUUUUUCACAUGCAAGGGAAAGUACUCAUUCUUUUCUGUCUGGUUUUUAAGAUAUUUAUAUUGUUUAUUUUUGAGAAAGAGUGUGAGUCGGGGAGGAGCAGAGAACAAGGGAGACACAGAAUCUGAAACAGGCUCCAGGCUCUGAUCUAUCAGCACAGAGGCCAACGUGGGGAUCGAACUCAAGCAACAGGGGAUCAUGACCUGAGCUGAGGUCGGAAACGUAACCAACUGAGCCAGCCAAGUGCCCCUGCUCUUCUUUUUUUUAAAUAAUUUUUUUAACAUUUAUUU
Acinonyx jubatus (cheetah) is the source of this 4920-nucleotide messenger RNA. It is a transcript of the gene TOMM20L, whose product is annotated as translocase of outer mitochondrial membrane 20 like. Bases 869 to 1372 code for a protein of 167 amino acids. Gene Ontology annotation, molecular function: transmembrane protein transporter activity. The record is from RefSeq and is a predicted model, not a curated record. Gene Ontology annotation, biological process: protein targeting; protein import into mitochondrial matrix; tRNA import into mitochondrion. The transcript is spliced from 4 exons. Gene Ontology annotation, cellular component: mitochondrial outer membrane; mitochondrial outer membrane translocase complex. NCBI's taxonomy places the organism in Eukaryota, Metazoa, Chordata, Mammalia, Carnivora, Felidae.